CUCAAAAUUAGGGCUUUGGAUGAACCAUGCUUUCUUCCACUAAUGACUAAUCUCAUUUCUCUAUCAAGUUCAAGAAACACAAUGUCAUAACCAUAUCUGGGUUUUGUGAAAUUUGCUAUGCUGAUUCGGGGGAUCGGUAAAAGGUUAUAUUCGAUAUCCGGCAUGAUUUCUGAACUGCAUUAUAUGUUUUGCUCACCAACUGUUUGUAAAAAUGCUUGUACUGGAAAUGGUUUAUCAUCAUAUAUAUCUGUUAAAAGGCAAAAUUUUUGUGUUUCCGAACCUAGUAUUCGAGUAAAUAUGGGCAUUGUUAGUUCACAUCAAUCGCAAGCUAGUGUUAAUGCUAAUCGUAUUUCGAGGGUUGUAAGAACAGAGGCACAAACUGCGCUUUUUGAUUAUUUGCACUUUACUAGAGGCUUCCAUUUUACGGAUGCAGAGUUCAUGAGCAAGAACUCCCCUCAUUUUAUUCAAAACUUGUUGUCUGUGGUUGAUGAUAACGAAGAAGAUAUAUCGCGUGCUUUGUCAAAGUACUUCCGGUACAAUCCCAUUAAUGAGUUUGAGCCAUUCUUGGAGAGUUUAGGUCUGAACCCUUUUGAGUCCCCAUCACUACUUCCUAAAUCGUUGAUAUUUUUGGGAGAUGAUGAUCUUUUGCUUGAUAAUUUUCAUGUUCUUUGUGGUUACGGGAUUCCUAGAACGAAGAUUGGCAAAAUGUAUAUGGAAGUGAAGGAGAUUUUUGGAUAUGAUCAUGGCGUGUUAUCUAUGAGACUUAAGGCUUAUGAGAAAUUAGGAUUAAGUAAAUCAAUAGUAAUUAAACUCGUGACGUCCUGCCCGUCACUUUUGGUUGGAAAUAUUGAUGGCAAGUUUCUUGCGGUUUUGGAUAAGCUGAAAGAAUUUGGGUUCGAUAAGGAAUGGAUUGGUAGUUAUGUGUCUGAAAGAACUACUUUGAAUUGGGAUAGAAUGUUAGACACUAUGAGUUUUCUUGUGCAAGUGGGUUACAAUGAUGAACAGAUGAAAAAUCUGUUUAUGGAGAACCCUGCACUGCUGUUUGAUGGUUCGGGGAAACAGAUCUAUGUGCUGGUUGCCCAGUUACUGAAACUAGGGCUAAAAAUGAACCAAAUAUACGAUCUUUUCUUGAAAAACCCCAAAGUAUUAUCAUCUAAGUGUGCAAAGAAUCUUUGGACGGCAGUGUCUUUCUUGGUUGAAAUAGGGAUGGAGUCAGAAGGAAUCGUGAGCAUAAUCGCUACCCAUAUGGAAGUUCUUGGUUCCAAUACUAUAAAAGGGCCAAUUUCCGUAAUGAGAAGUUUGAAAAUAAAAAAAGAUGAAUUAUGUCAAGCUAUAAAGGAUAAUCCUCUGGAGCUGAUCAAUUGGGCUACUAAGCCAGAGACUGGAUCAGUAGAAAAUCAAGAUUCCAAUACAUUUGUGGAGAAAAGAAACUUUUUAUUAAGAUUGGGUUAUAUGGAAAACUCUGAUGAGUUAUCAAAAGCCCUAAAAAAGUUUCGGGGCAGAGGAGACCAACUACAGGAAAGAUUUGAUUGUUUAGUGCAAGCUGGACUCGAUUACAAUGUAGUUUCAAGCAUGAUCAAGAGAGCUCCUUCGGUUCUAAACCAGUCAAAAGAUCUUCUUGAAAAGAAGAUUGAUUGUUUGCAGAACCAUUUAGGCUAUCCAUUGGAAGCUGUCGUGGUGUUUCCAUCAUACUUGUGUUAUGACAUCCAGCGGAUUAAUCUUAGGUUCUCGAUGUAUUUAUGGUUACUAGAAAGAGGUGCAGCAAAACCAAAGCUAUCGUUGAGCACCAUUCUUGCGUGUUCGGAUACAAGGUUUGUGAAAUAUUUUGUUCAUAUUCAUCCCGAAGGUGUUUCCAAAUGGGAAAAUCUGAAAAUUUCAUUAAAUUCAAAAUAAUAUUCAUGACCUUCAUUUGCUUUUUAUGUUGUAUACACACUUUAUAGUAAAGUAUUCAUCCAAUUUCAAACCCCAAAAAUAUUGCUUAGUUCCUCAUAGUCUGUUGUACAAUUCUUUCCUGUAGUUCCUUCCCUUUAUAUGAUUAGCGGGUAGUACUUGUGACAGGA
This is a messenger RNA of Erigeron canadensis, 2060 nucleotides long. Its product is annotated as transcription termination factor MTEF18, mitochondrial. Gene Ontology annotation, cellular component: chloroplast. Bases 118 to 1893 code for a protein of 591 amino acids. Gene Ontology annotation, biological process: chloroplast organization; regulation of DNA-templated transcription. The transcript has 2 exons. Gene Ontology annotation, molecular function: double-stranded DNA binding. Lineage: Eukaryota; Viridiplantae; Streptophyta; Magnoliopsida; Asterales; Asteraceae. The record is from RefSeq and is a predicted model, not a curated record.